This is a messenger RNA of Rhododendron vialii, 972 nucleotides long. RefSeq lists its product as uncharacterized. The transcript is spliced from 6 exons. Lineage: Eukaryota; Viridiplantae; Streptophyta; Magnoliopsida; Ericales; Ericaceae. The coding region runs from base 356 to 679 and encodes 107 amino acids. The record is from RefSeq and is a predicted model, not a curated record.
GAAACAAUAGCGUUUCAUUAAUUAUAUUAUAGCGUUCCAUCCAAAUUCCAAUUUAGGGCAGGAAUCUCUCUCCACUCUGCCGCCUUAAAAACACACGCGAACUCAAAAUUUUCACCGAAUCCUUGUCACACAGAUCUCCCUCUCUUUUCUUGAGAAUUGGUUUCGGCUUCUGCUGGAUAUAUAGAUCAAGCGUUCAGUCACGAGUUCAAUCGUGAGUUCUUCUUUCAUGAGCAAGGGUUUCAACUUUCAAUCAAAGAAGCAAAUCGCCAUGACCUAUUGCACCAGUUGAAAGCAAAAAGCCGUCGAACGGAGAAGCCCUAACCAGCCGUCAUCUUCCACGACCACUGGGUUCGCCAUGGCUACUCGACGACCUUCAUCUUCGGCGAGUCUCUGGCCCUGCCUACAGAAUUUCCCUAGUGCCCAAAUCGCCUCUCGCCAGUCCAUCUCUCUGAAAUGGCAAGGAGACAAGCUUUGUUUCCUGGAGACUCUGAGUUCCAGCACCUGCUUCACAUAUUCAGGAAGUACUAGCUGCCGAUGUCACAGAUCAUAUCUUUGCAAUUGUUUUCUUCGGACUUCUACUACGUGCUACAUCUUUUCGGGGAUGAUUUUUGCUGGUACAACUUCUAAUACAACUUCAACCUACGGGCAUGUUUCUCAUAUUUUGGAGGGUUUCAAGUAGCCCAUUUAUGUGGUUGGCUUUGGGAGCAGAAAGGGUAUAACCUCGGUAAAGAAGCAAGCUUCAAGUAAAGAAAAUCUGCGGAAUGAGAUGGUUGGCCAAGUGCAUGAUUACAUUUUCAGGAAAAUAGAAUUGCAUUAGUUAUUUUUUAAUGAGUCCAAUUAGUUGGGCUCUUUUAUGUAGUUUUUUGUUGGGAAAUUGUUUUCCAAGCUAAUGUAAUGAAUCUUUAUUGUAUAUUGACAUUUGGAUAUAGUUGGUGUUGAAUGGAAUAAAUCAUUUUUGUUUCUUAAAUAAAA